Molecule: messenger RNA, 969 nt
Organism: Cryptomeria japonica (Japanese cedar)
Lineage: Eukaryota; Viridiplantae; Streptophyta; Pinopsida; Cupressales; Cupressaceae
Product: peroxidase P7-like
Exons: 4
Coding region: 1-969 (322 amino acids)
Biological process (GO): hydrogen peroxide catabolic process; response to oxidative stress
Molecular function (GO): heme binding; peroxidase activity
Source: RefSeq, a predicted model, not a curated record
AUGAAUUCCUCAAGGAGAGUAGCAUUAAUGAGUGUUGUAUGUUUCUUUGUGUUGUUAUGUUGUAGUGCUGUUUCUGCACAGCUUAGCCCAACAUUUUACAGUACAAUAUGCCCUACUGCGCAGAGAAUUGUAAGAGCCCUUGUAAGGCAAGCUGUUGCCAACGAGAAGCGAAUGGGAGCAUCUUUGCUGCGCCUUCACUUUCACGACUGUUUUGUCAAUGGCUGCGAUGGGUCGGUACUUUUGGACGAUACGCAAGGUUUCACAGGAGAGAAGAAUGCAGGACCAAAUGCAAAUUCACUGAGAGGUUUCGAAGUGAUAGACAAAAUCAAGGGCAUAAUGGAGAGAGUCUGCGUUGGAGUCGUUUCCUGUGCCGACAUUCUUGCAAUAGCUGCUCGUGAUUCGGUAGUCGAAUUGGGGGGUCCUGGAUGGGUAGUAAACCUUGGAAGGCGAGAUGCAAGAACUGCAAGCCAGAAUGCCGCAAACACCAAUCUUCCAGGCACAUUCUUUAGCCUCAACAAUCUCAUCUCAUCAUUCCAAAGCCAGGGACUCUCUGCAAACGACAUGAUUGCACUUUCAGGUGGCCAUACAAUUGGGCAAGCCCGAUGUACCGCCUUCAGAACGCGGCUUUACAAUGAGGCCAACAUGAACCAGGUAUUUGCCUCUUCGUUGAAGGCAACGUGCCCAAGAACAGCUGGCAAUGGCGACAACAAUCUCACACCCUUCGACGCUAGCAGUCCAAAUUUGUUUGACAAUGGGUACUACACAAACCUGAGAAGCCAGAAAGGACUUCUGCACUCUGAUCAGCAGCUUUUUAAUGGUGGUUCUGCCGACGCUCUUGUUUCCCUUUACAGUGCCAACCAGACUGCCUUCUUUAAUGACUUCGCUGCUGCCAUGGUGAAAAUGGGAAACAUUAAACCAUUGACUGGUAACAGCGGAGAGAUAAGGAAAAAUUGCAGGAGGUGGAACUGA